CCUCCUUCUCCCUCUUCCCCAGGGCCGAACCCAGCGCUGGGCCGGGAUGUUGCCACCCUCGAAGGAACGGCCCCGGAGAGCCGGGGAGCAGCUGGGUGGGCGUCAGGAGAGACCCCCGCCCCAGAGCUGGCGGGUGCUGGCUGAGAGGAACCAGACCGUGGCCCCCGUGGGCGUCUGGGUGGAAAGCGCCCCGGGGGAGCCAGAGGAGAGCCUGGCCUUCGCUUCAGCGUUUCAGGUGGAGGAGGAGCUGAAGGAGCAGCAACGGGAGAAGGCAGCCAGCCUGAAGCGUUUCCAGGGAGAGGUGAAGCAGCGGGUGAACCAGCAGGUCAGGAUGCGAAGAAAGCAGCAGCUGCAGAAGUCCUAUGAAGCGGCAGAGAGGGAGAGCUGUGUCACCAUGCAGUACUGGGACUCCGCGCUGCGCUUGACCCCCAGGAAGAACACGUGCCUGUUUCGGAGCCACCCCGCACCCGCCAUCUGCGGUCCUGGUGUUUGUGCUGUCUGGGCACAGCGGCAAGGGAUGCAAAGCGAGCCGUUCCAGCAGCAAGCCGCCAAGCUUAGCAAAACCGUGAAGCAAGUUCGGCGCAGGCUGGCGUCCUGCAAAACCGUGCCCCAAGGAGCGGGUCCUCCCGAACUCCCUGGUGGCAUCUGGAGGCGAGAGAAACCAGAGUCUUGCAAGGCAGCCCCAGUGCCCGCGGAAGAUGAGAGUGAGGAACUGCUUCUAGCAGGACAUCAUGAUCUUCCAGCUGAACUGCAAGACCAGGGGACGGCCCCGCAUCAAGCUGAGCGAGACGAUGACUUCUAUAUCAAAAUUGAAUUUGAAAAAUUCUGUGACAGAUCAGAGAAGGACUCGAGCUUGCCCGAGCCUCCCCAGAGGCUGCACACCGAUUACCCAGCUCCCCUCGUACUCUGGACCGGCGCAGACCAAGAGGAAACCAAGAAGCAGCGUCAGAACGAGUACCUGAGCUACAGGCGCCUCUUCAUGAACAUCGAGCGAGAGCAAGUGAAGGAACAGCAGAGGCAGAAAGAGAGGCAGAAGAGAAUCGCCGAGAUUAAAAGCAAGAAGGAGAACCAGCGCCGGGCGGAAGAGCAGAGGAUGCGGGAGACAGCUCAUCAGCAAGAACCCUCCCUGGGAGAGGGAGCCUGUGAAACCCUGGCCCGGCUUAAACUGGAGGAGAGGAGAGUGGAGAAGGUGAAGGAAAAACAGCAGCGAAAUAAGGAAUACGUGAGGUACAUCGAAGCUCUAAGAGCCCGGAUGCGAGAGAAGAUAAAACUAUAUAACAUCGACUUGCCCCCGCUGUGCUCCUGCGGGUCCGAUUUCUGGGACUCCCACCCGGAUACCUGCGCCAACAACUGCGUCUUCUACAAAAACCACAAAGCCUACAGCCACGCUCUGCACUCUGUCAUCUCGUCCUGCGACCCCGCGGGCAGGAGCCCCUCGGCGAGGCUGCCGCUCCGCGACCUGGCCGCUCUCUGCGCUCGCUGGGGGAAGCAUCCGUGACGAGGGCAGCCGCGUGUCGUCGUUGUCGUCCCCCUCCUGUAUUUCGGCGACUGUUGUGAGUAGAGAGCAGGGCUGUACCCUGUCCCUCCACUCCAUCCAGGAUGGCACCUUCGCUCUCCUACUCCUUGUGCUCUUAUUUUGCACCGCGUGCGUGGUUGGCCGGACCAGGAGCGCGGGAGCGAUGGUAGGUGCGGAGGAGCCCGUUGCUCUUGAGUUGCACUUGAAUUUUGGCAUUCAGCUGCGGAAUAAACUGUUUUCGAGGGUUGCUUUGUCUCAGUGGGAGCGUGA
Gavia stellata (red-throated loon) is the source of this 1786-nucleotide messenger RNA. RefSeq names its product coiled-coil domain containing 15 (gene CCDC15). The transcript is spliced from 10 exons. The coding region runs from base 47 to 1498 and encodes 483 amino acids. NCBI's taxonomy places the organism in Eukaryota, Metazoa, Chordata, Aves, Gaviiformes, Gaviidae. The record is from RefSeq and is a predicted model, not a curated record. Gene Ontology annotation, cellular component: centrosome.